This is a messenger RNA of Momordica charantia (bitter melon), 1608 nucleotides long. Its product is annotated as Plant invertase/pectin methylesterase inhibitor superfamily. NCBI's taxonomy places the organism in Eukaryota, Viridiplantae, Streptophyta, Magnoliopsida, Cucurbitales, Cucurbitaceae. Gene Ontology annotation, molecular function: enzyme inhibitor activity; pectinesterase activity. The record is from RefSeq and is a predicted model, not a curated record. Gene Ontology annotation, biological process: cell wall modification.
CCCACAUUAUUUAAAUUUUCUCUUCAUCCACCUGCCGCAAUUACCAAAAUGCCCUCUCCCUUCGCGGCCUUUCUUCUCCUCCUCCUAGCCGUGGCUUCCUCAAUUUCGUCAUUCCACGACCCAGACCGGGAGGUUCAGUUGGCCCGGACCAUAGUUAUGGAGGCCAGAGACUCGGUCCGAGGCUCCGUGACCGGGACAGGUGAGUUAAAACGACGCCGCUUUGAACGGCGGAAUUUUGUUGAGGCCGCGCUCGGUUAUUGCACCAGGCUUUACGAGGAGGCCGACGCGCGGCUGGCGGAGCUGCUGUUCGGAGGAAAUUAUACGGCGGAAGAUGCUCGGACGUGGAUCAGCGCCGCCGUGGCUAAUCAUCGGAGUUGUACGGACGGCCUGGAAGAGGUCGGAGCUGCGGCGGAUAGGAAGAAUAAUUUGACUGCGUUACUCGCCGGAGCUCUGCGUUUAUACGAGAAAAUCGCCGCCGUGGAGGAGCGUAAUGGAUUGAAACGAUGGGAGGAGCAGAAAUUGACGAAAAAUAGAGGAAUCGACUUGGCGAAAUGGAAUCCGGCGACGUCGAAGGCGGACUAUGUGGUGGCGAUGGACGGCUCCGGCACACACAGAACCAUAAACGACGCGGUGGCGGCUCUGGCGAGGAGUGGCCGGAGACGGCGGUCGGAGCGAGUGGUGAUUUACGUGAAAGCCGGAGUUUACAGGGAGAACGUGGAAAUCGGGAUGCAAUUGAAGAAUGUGUUUAUUGUCGGCGACGGCGCCGACAGAACCACCAUCACCGGCAGCCGCAACGUGCCGGACGGCGCCACCACUUACAGCUCAGCAACAUUUGGCGUCUCCGGCGACGGAUUUUGGGCAAGGGACAUCACAUUCGAGAACACCGCCGGGCCGGAAAAGCACCAGGCGGUGGCGCUGCGGGUAAAUUCCGACCUCGCCGUCGUCUACCGCUGCACAAUCAAAGGCUACCAGGACUCCCUCCGCCAAUUCUACCGCGACUGCCGCAUAUACGGCACCGUCGAUUUCAUCUUCGGAAACUCCGCCGCCGUCCUCCAGAACUGCGAAAUCUUCGUCCGGCGGCCGAUGCGCCACCAAGCCAACAUGAUCACCGCCCAUGGCCGCGACGAUCCGGCGGAGAACACCGGAAUUUCGAUCCACGGCUCGCGAGUCAGGGCGGCACCGGAAUUCGCCGCCGUACAGGGCGAAUUCAGAACGUUCCUCGGCCGGCCGUGGAAGCGGUACUCGAGGACGGUGGUUAUGGCGACGGAUCUGGAGGGAUUGAUCGAUCCGCGUGGGUGGGGAGAAUGGGAAGGGGAUUUUCCUCUGUCGACUCUGUUUUAUGGUGAAUAUAAGAACACCGGCCGCGGUUCUUCCACUCGAUUUAGGGUUAAUUGGCCCGGAUUUCACAUUUUUCGGGGCGAUCUGGAGGCCGGAAGGUUUACGGUCGGCGGUUUUCUCCACGGCCGCGAUUGGAUUCCGGUGACCGGAGUGCCCUUCCAGGCAGGAAUUCGAGCUCUUGGUCCUCUGCUUGAAAAUAUAUAUAUAUACACGUGGAAUUUGAAUAGCGAUAAAAAUCAUAAUGAGAGGGACUAAAUAAAUAAUGAAAUU